AAGCUGGAAGAUCAAAGUUGAUGAUGGUUAGGAAUUAUUUUUUAUGAAUUGUUAAAAAAAAAACGCCUUAUACUCACAAAGGUAAUUCAAUAUUUAUAGUUUAUUUUGUAACCAUAACUAAUAAAGACAAUAAAUAAACUUGCAAGGGCAAUCCAGUAACAAGAUUGUAUCCUAUAUUCCCUAACUAAUUAUUCUUCAAUCUUAACAAUAGAAUAACGCAGAGUCUAUUUUAUUUCAGAGAACGAUGAAAGAUACAACCAAAAAGACAGUACCAACUGGAUCUACCAUUAAGAGAGAACAGAGUACAAAAAACAAUGAAACUAUUGCUCCAACCGAGAAUUCAGCUAUCUUGUGUAAGUCAUCCUUAGCCUAUGUUUUUAAAGAUAUUGGAUUUGUGUCUUUUGAAUUCAGCCCAAGCGUACUCACAUCUUCAAAUUCAUACUUGACAAAGCACAAGCAAACAUCGUGUCUACUCAAAGCACUAUCAAUUCAGCCCAAGCGUACUCACAGAUACCACCCAUUACGUUAAGUUCACGCUCAGUAGCUCAACGUCUUUGUUAUAAGAGGAAGAGAACAACCAAUUCCAUUGAAGGAGAACUAAUGGUGUUAUCUGAUAUUACCAAUCAAGUUCCUUCUGGAACCACACAGACACGACAAUCUUAUCUAACUGCAACGCAUGAUGAGAGAACUAUAGCGAAUACAAGAAUUCAUUCAACGACUACGCCUACCGGAUCUAAAAAAGAUUACCAAGUCAAAGGAAACCCAUGUGAAUCUGCUAAGAGGCUAAGAAAGAACGAUUCUUUCUCAUGUAAGUCCUAUGCUAUUUCAGUGCUUUGAGUGACUACGUGUUGUAUUGCUCUUGGCAGUUUAUUUGUUCUUAAAUUGUCGUUCUGAUGUGAUUGUCCAGCCCGUUCUAACCUUCACACACCACCAACUUCUUUUCCUACAAGCUCUAUACCUCUAUCUGAUACGACCAAUGUCAGUCCUUCUGUAAGGACACAGACACAACAAGAGGUUCUACCAUCUACGUUUGAAUCAUCUAAGUCCAGAUUAACAGCUAAAGGUGAUUAUUAUUUGUGUAAAUCUGUUUAUUUUUCUGAUAAACCUUGGGAAGUUAUCAAGAUCAUAACAUUAUUACUGCAUAAUUUAUAAAAUCUGUUUGUUUUCAGAAAAAGGAAAAGGAAAAGCUGUUGCCUCAGGAAAAAAAGCAAAAACAGUACAUGGUAUGUAGUUUAUGUUAUCUAGGGCGUAUUGAAUUCAAGGAAUAUGUUUACAUUGUUUUGAGGAAUUUAUACAUCCGUCUUGCUUUAUUUUAUAGCAACAGAAACAGAAGGAGUUGGCCUUCAUGUUGAUGGAUACUCGAGUGAAGAAAAUGAUGACUCUAUAUAUCAUGAUUACGAGGGUAAUCAAUACGCACGAAUCCUAUCGAUAGUUUAAUGUUCUUUAAUGUUAAAAAAUUCAGAAUAGCGAAAGAACUUAACAUGGAAUUUUUAAAAUAAAAGGUGCAUAUGAAGUCGAAGGAGAACAACAUUAUGAUUGCAGCAGUGAAGAAAGUGACAUGGAGUCUGAAUCAAAUGUGGAUUUUGACAUGUUCUCAAAAGAAUCAGACACAGUUGGACCCUCCAAAAGGAAAACUUCUUCGAAGGGGAAAAACAAGGCAGUAUACAUCGACGAAGGUGAUGCAACCCAUAAAUGUGAGCAUUGUGGGGCUAUAAUGUGGUAUGGUGAGCGCAUAAACAGGAAGAGAUCUACCCGUAAACCUAAAUUUUCACUGUGUUGUGGGCACGGUCAGGUACAGCUGCCACUGUUAAAAGAAUCCCCAGCCAUAUUGAAAAGAUUUUUGACAGAGGAUGAUGAAAUGAGUCGAUAUUUUCGUGAGAAUAUUAGAGUUAUCAACAUGGUUUUCUCAUUUACAUCUCUUGGUGGGAAAGUGGACCGCUCUGUUAAAAAAGGUAUUGGCCCUCAAAUGUUUCAGCUUCAAGGAGAGAACUACCAUUUGAUGGGUAGUCUAAAGCCACCAAACGGUGAACCCAAGUUUGGUCAGCUUUAUAUUGUUGACACAGAAAAUGAGAUAGGCAAUCGAUCUGGUAUUAUCGGGAAAUACAAGAAAUCAACUGAAAAAGCAAGGAAAGAAGAACUUAGGAAAAAAGUUAUACAGGCACUAACGGCUAUGCUAGACGAGUGCAACCCCUAUGUCCAUCAAUUUAGAUCAGCACGUGAUCGAUUUGACACUAAUCCUGACCAGACAUUUCAUAUGCGUAUCAUUAGUAGUCGAGAGAAAGAUGGAAGAACAUAUGAUACUCCUACCGCAUCUGAAGUAGCUGCACUAAUUCCUGGAGAUUUCAAUUUGGACAUGGAUAAAAGAGAUAUUGUUUUGCAAGAGAAACAGACGGGAUGGCUUAAGAGGAUUAGUGAAAUUCACCCUGCUUAUCUGGCUCUUCAAUAUCCUCUAAUCUUUACUUAUGGUGAAGAUGGGUUCAGACUUGGGAUUCAAAAGAGGGAAACGGAGGCAACAGCAAAGCUAAAGAGGAAGGCACUCAGCAUGAGACAAUGGUAUGCGUUUCGUUUACAAGAAAGAGAGAAUGAGUGUCAUACUCUUCUCCAUUCGAGGAGAUUGUUUCAGCAAUUUUUGGUCGAUGGUUAUACAACAAUUGAGGCGAACAGGCUGUUUUAUCUUAGAAUGAACCAGAAAAGUCUCAGAUCGGACAGCUAUGACUCUAUCCAACAAGCUGAAAACUCUGGCAAAACAGAUAUGCAUGAGCAAGGGAGUCGAUUUGUGCUACCAGCAUCGUUUACGGGAGGAGCAAGAUACAUGAAGAAUAUGUAUUUAGAUGCCAUGGCGAUCUGUAAAUAUUUUGGGUUUCCUGAUUACUUUAUAACAUUUACGUGCAAUCCUAAAUGGCCGGAGAUCACCAGGCAUCUACAACCCAGAAAGCUUAGUGCUGAAGAUAGGCCAGAGAUUCUCUCCAGAAUCUUUAAAAUCAAAUUGGAAUCUCUCAUGACAGAUUUAACAGAUAAACAACUUUUGGGGAAGACAUCUUCGGCAAUGUAUACGAUUGAGUUCCAGAAACGUGGCCUACCCCAUGCACACAUUCUGUUAUUCAUGCAUCCUAAUUCCAAGAUUAGAACAAACGAUGACAUUGACAAAAUCAUCUCAGCCGAAAUUCCAGAUAAAGAAAAAGAGCCAGAGCUUUAUGAAGUGGUUAAGGACAUGAUGAUCCAUGGUCCUUGUGGAGCUGUUAAUGUGAACUCUCCGUGCAUGGAAAAUGGGCAAUGUUCAAAGCAGUAUCCUAAGACACAUGUUGAAAAAACAUUUGUGAACAAGGAAGGAUUUCCAGUUUAUAGAAGAAGGAAAGAGGGGAAUGGAUUUAUAGAGAAAAAAGGAUUCAAGUGUGACAACACCCAUGUCAUCCCUUAUAACAAGGAGUUGUCUCUUCGUUAUCGAGCUCACAUUAAUGUGGAAUGGUGCAAUCAGAAUGGUGCUGUAAAAUACUUAUUCAAGUAUAUUAAUAAAGGGCAGGAUCGUGUUACUGUUGCUGUUGAACCUCCGGAUAAUGGUUCGUCGAAAGAAAAUAGUUCUGUGCCAGCAGGUGAUUAUGUGACUGCGCCUAAUUCUGAGACUUGCACAAAUACAGCUUCAAAAGAAGAGAAUAAAAAUGAGAUCAAAGACUUUUUUAACUGCAGUUACAGAUAUGUAUCUGCAAGUGAAGGUGGAUGGAGGAUCUUUCAGUUCCCAAUACAUUAUAGAUCAACUCCAGUUGAGAGAAUACAAUUCCACCUACCAGGAAAACAGAUCAUUGUUUUUAAGGAUGAUGACACAUACGAAAAAGUGACCAGCCGAAAGCUCAUUGAAAAUACUAUGUUUAUGGGCUGGUUCGAAUUGUGCAAGGUUAGUGAAGUUGCUCGGACUCUGACUUUAGCUGAGAUUCCAACAAUGUUUACUUGGAAUAAAAAGGAGAAGAAGUUUUAUGAUAGAAAGAAAGGAUUUAGUAUUGGGAGAAUCAAUUAUGCACCACGUAAGAUAGAAGAAGCUUACUACAUGCGUGUCUUGCUAAACAUUGUUAAAGGUCCGUUUGAGGAUAAGGACAUAAGAACUUUCAACGGUUUUGUUUAUGAAACAUAUAAAGAGACAUGUUUUGCAAGAGGGCUACUUGAAGAUGAUCAAGAAUAUAUUGAUGAGCUUGUGAGGACAAGUUUUACUGGUUCGGCAUCAUACAUGCGCCAUGCAUUUGUGAUCAUGUUAAUGUCUGGUACUUUGUCAAAGCCUGAAGAGGUGUGGGAGAAAACUUGGGAAUUCCUUUCUGAGGACAUUCAAUAUAAACGAAGACAGCAACUGCAUCGACCAGAUCUUUGUUUGUCGGAUGAAGAAAAAAAAGAAGCAGCCCUUAUAGAGAUCGAAAAGAUUUUAAAAAGUAAUGGAACUUCAUUGGCUAACUGGACCUCUAUGCCACAGCCAAUCCCAGACAUCAUUAAUGAAAACGUGCUGAUUAUGGAUGAGCUCAGUUACAACCGGGAGGAGUUAAAAGCUGAUCAUGAUCGUGACUUUCCAAAACUCACUGAUGAGCAAAGGAAAAUCUAUGAUGAGAUUACCGAUGCUGUUUUUACUAAGAAAGGAGGUGUGUUUUUUGUUUAUGGGUUUGGUGGAACUGGAAAAACCUUCUUGUGGAAGCUGCUUUCUGCUGCUAUCAGAAUGAGGGGUGAAAUCUGUCUGAAUGUGGCAUCAAGUGGAAUAGCUUCUCUAUUGCUACCAGGAGGAAGAACAGCACAUUCUAGAUUCGGGAUUCCUAUAAACCCAGAUGAGUUUUCUUAUUGCAAUCUGGUACCAGGAACUGAUCAGGCGGAUUUGGUGAAAGCAGCCUCUCUUAUCAUCUGGGACGAAGCUCCAAUGAUGAGUAAGCACUGUUUUGAAUCUUUGGAUAGAAGCAUGGCAGAUAUCAUUGGAAACAAAGAUAACAGACCAUUUGCCGGGAAAGUAGUUGUCUUGGGUGGAGAUUUUAGACAAGUACUGCCAGUUAUUCACGGAGCUGGAAGGCCGGAAAUAGUUAUGGAGUCACUUAAUUCUUCUUAUCUCUGGAAGCAUGUAAAAGUUUUAGAGCUAACAAAGAACAUGAGGCUGAUGUCAAAUGAUCUCACACCUGAAGAUGCAAAAGAAUUACAAGAGUUUUCGCAGUGGAUUUUAGAUGUUGGAGAUGGAAAAAUUGGUGAUGGAAACGAUGGCGAAGCUCUAAUCACUAUUCCAGAUGAGUUUUUGAUUCUUGAUGCUGAUGAUCCAAUAGAUUCUAUAAGCAAAGCGGUGUAUGGGGAUGCUGUUUCUUUACUGCAGCAUAGAGAACCUAAGUUUUUUCAAGAAAGAGCAAUACUUUGUCCUACUAAUGAAGAUGUGAACAUGAUUAAUCAGCAUAUGUUGGACAAGCUGCCAGGUGAGGAAAAGUUCUAUUUGAGCUCUGAUUCUAUAGACUCUUCAGACAGGUUUUCAAAGAAUGACCAAGCUCUUACUCCAGAUUUUCUGAACAAAAUCAAGGCAUCUGGUUUACCUAACCAUAGUCUCAGAUUGAAGAUUGGGUGUCCUGUGAUGUUGCUUAGAAACAUUGAUCCUAUAGGGGGACUAAUGAACGGUACUAGACUCCAGAUUACAGAAAUGUAUGACUUCAUGAUACAGGCUAAAGUCAUUACAGGGGAAAAGGUCGGUCACACUGUUUUUCUUCCUAGACUCUCAAUAACACCUUCUGAUAAAAAACUGCCGUUCAAGAUGAGGAGGAGACAACUACCUAUUGCUGUGGCAUUUGCUAUAACAAUCAAUAAAAGCCAAGGUCAAUCACUUUCGGAGGUUGGUUUGUUUCUACCGAGACCUGUUUUCUCUCAUGGGCAGCUAUAUGUGGCUAUUUCUAGAGUGACUUCUAAAAAAGGACUGAAGAUUUUGAUUGUCGACCCUGAAGGCAAGCCUCAGCGUCAAACAAUGAAUGUGGUAUUCAAAGAGAUAUUCUCGAAUCUUUGAUUUUCGUUUUGCAUUUGUUUCUCAGGACAAGUUAUACUACUUCCAAUUUGAUACUGCUAUUUAUUUACUUUUAAGCAAAACAAUUUGUUUCAAAUGAGUUUUUUACAUUAAGGAUAUUGUAGGAAUUUGAACAAUUCAAACAGUCCAUCAAACAGACAAAAAAAACACCACAAUUCAAUCAGCAUUCAUCAAACAAUCUCCGGUUUUUAUCCUAACUACCAGUAUCAGUUCGCAAUCUAAUCUAUACAAUUUGAUCCUUCUAAAAUGC
This is a messenger RNA of Brassica rapa (field mustard), 6263 nucleotides long. RefSeq lists its product as uncharacterized. The record is from RefSeq and is a predicted model, not a curated record. Gene Ontology annotation, biological process: telomere maintenance; DNA repair. NCBI's taxonomy places the organism in Eukaryota, Viridiplantae, Streptophyta, Magnoliopsida, Brassicales, Brassicaceae. Gene Ontology annotation, molecular function: DNA helicase activity.